ACGGCAUUGUCUAAUGCCUAGUGCGUUAUCCUCGGUGCCAGGUUCAAUGGCAUCACCUCAUGAUAAAAAGUUAAACAGAAGAUCGAUCGAAAACGGUUCUGGUCUCUGGACUGCCGUAUUCGACUACGAAGCAAAACGCGAAGAUGAGCUGACACUCCGAAGAGGAAUCACGGUUGAGGUGUUGUCAACCGACAAACACAUUUCAGGAGAUGAGGGAUGGUGGACUGGCAGGGUUGACAACCAUGUCGGAAUAUUUCCGAGUAAUUUUGUCACCAACAAUUAUCGUAUUGAACACACUAUCCCACCCGAUAUUACGAUCGAUUUCAAUGAACUACAAUUGGAGGAAGUUAUUGGAGUUGGGGGGUUUGGAAAAGUUUACAGGGGUGUCUGGAAAGGUGAGACUGUGGCAGUAAAAGCAGCACGUCAAGAUCCAGAUGAACCUAUAAGUGCAACAGUUGAAAGUGUCCGUCAGGAAGCUACUGUGUUUUGGUUUCUGGAUCAUGCCAACAUAGCAGCUCUAAAAGGAGUAUGUCUGAAAGAACCAAAUUUGUGUUUAGUAAUGGAAUUUGCAGAGGGAGGAUCACUCAACAGGGUGCUGAAUGGACGAAGGAUACCUCCUGAUAUUCUUGUUGAUUGGGCUGUACAAAUAGCAAAAGGGAUGCAUUAUCUUCAUGAAGAAUCUCCCAUUCCUUUAAUACAUCGUGACCUCAAAUCUAGCAAUAUACUCUUAAAAGAAAAGAUUCUAAGUGAUUCCUUGGAGAAGAAAACUUUAAAGAUUACAGAUUUUGGAUUAGCAAGAGAAGUGUCGAGAACCACAAGGAUGUCUGCUGCUGGGACCUAUGCUUGGAUGGCUCCUGAAGUGAUCAAAACCUCCACAUUCUCCAAGAGUAGUGAUGUCUGGAGCUAUGGUGUGGUCCUAUGGGAGUUGCUGACAGGCGAGACGCCGUACAAGGGCAUUGAUGCCCUGGGGGUGGCCUAUGGUGUGGCGGUGAAUAAACUCACCCUCCCCAUCCCCAGUACUUGUCCAGGUCUCUUUGCCAAACUUAUGUCAGACUGCUGGCACCAAGAGCCUCACCAGCGACCAACAUUUUCGGAGAUUUUACACCGACUCAGUGAGAUUGCCUCCUCCCCUUUCAUGACAACCCCUCAGGAAUCCUUUCAUACUAUGCAAGAAGACUGGCGCUUAGAAAUAGAAGAAAUGUUCAAUGAAUUAAGACUCAAAGAAAAGGAGCUCCGAUGCAGGGAGGAGGAGCUGACAAAAGCAGCAUUACAGCAGAAGAAAAUUGAAGAACUCCUUCAUAAGCGAGAACAGGAAUUAAAAGAGAGGGAGAUUGAGCUGGUGGAGCGUGAACUCAAUAUCAUGAUCUUACAGCAGAUUAUGGGUAACCCAAAACCACGGACACGAAAGGGAAAGUUUAAAAAGAGCCGUCUAAAACUUCUCAAAUAUGGGGGCAGCUCCAUCAGUGAACCCUCAGACUUUCGACACAAUAUCACCGUUCAGCAUGAAUCGCCAUAUCACCACGGCCAUCCAGCUAGUCCAGACAGCCCACCCCACUCACCAACGUCAUUUCAUCCUCCCCGGCUACGGGCCAUAGCUUAUCCAGCGGAUGGGAUCAAAGGCCAAACCUGGGGACCAAGUACUGCCAAAAAGGAUCGCCAUCCUAGGUCAUCCGUUAUUUUUGGUGAUGGACGGUGGUCUAAAAGUGCUCCAAACCUAGAACGAUCUCUCAAACAUAUAGGUGGACAUUCCAAUAUAGGGGCACUUCAAGAACUUUAUGGUGAUGAGAAUGACUUGCCGGUGGAGCUUUUUGAGGAGAUGCGAGGGAGAAACAUUCCGUACGAGUCUGGAGAUUCAGGGAAAAGUUCUUCACUACCAGACAAAAAAAAGACAGAAAGUAAGACUGAGUCUGUGUUGCUCAAUAUGGCAGCCAUGUUGGUUGCCGUGGCAGCAGGGUUUGACAUCAGGUCUACACCUCCUGCCCCGCAGAACUCACGGGAGGACAAUCGUGUUGUGCGCAGAAAACGAGACUCCCACAUAGGGAAUCGCCGUGAUGCCUAUAUGGCAGCUGUGCGGGAUUCCUUCAUUGAACCGGAUGAAUUCUCAGUUUAUCGUUUUACCUCAACCUCUGGCUACCCACACAAUACAUAUCAUGGCUACAACGUGAGGCAUCGCCCAAGCAUUAACAUGGAUGUGCCUAUAAGGUUUACAGAACAGAAUGAACAAAAUUCUACCACUACAUCGACACACACCACAAGCACUAUUACAUCACACUCCACACCUAAACGACAGUCCUUGUACAGUGACAGUGAUACCAGCACUGUCAUUUCUCCAUCUCCAUAUCCCGAACAUCGGGGACAUGGUAUGCUCCAGAGACAAACCUCUGAGGGAAGUAAUUACGACACACCGAGAACAUCCAAAAAUUCCCAUAGACAUUCUGUGACAUUCGAAGAUGAUUUCAAACCGGAUUACAUCCGAGACAGUAAAAACAACACAAGUAGACACUCUCCUAAUUCCUCAGGUACAGGCUUCGGCCCACCCAUUCCACCUCCUGACUUUGAGUCACGGGGCACGCCAAGCAGAUCCUCUUUGCAUCGCAGUGACUACAGUUCUAGACAGCAGGAGUCCGAUGCUCCACCGCCGAUUCCCCCACGCCGUCGCAUAAACACAAAUGGAGAUGUCUCUGUGCCAGAGAGGCCCUCAACGCUGGACGUUGGGCCUCGACAUAGACCGACUCUUGUGCGAAUACCACCGCUUCAGCAGAACAACAAAAAGGUUGCCGGCAGUGAGGCCUCACCCGUGCAGGUUGACAAAAAUGAAGCGAUGUACAGGCAGCAAGAUGGAAACUCUGACACAACCCCUUACUACUCAACUCGUUCGAGUUUGUCUCCUGGUCACACCCCACCGCACAUCUCUCACCAGACCACACUCCUCGACAUUGACAUGGAUGGACAGAGUCAGGAUAUAACAGCUCCACUUAUACAACCAGAAUCACAAUUCCGCUAUUCGGACUUUGAAAAGCAUGAUGUACUCUACUGA
Molecule: messenger RNA, 3037 nt
Organism: Ylistrum balloti
Lineage: Eukaryota; Metazoa; Mollusca; Bivalvia; Pectinida; Pectinidae
Product: mitogen-activated protein kinase kinase kinase 11-like
Exons: 8
Coding region: 14-3037 (1007 amino acids)
Biological process (GO): protein phosphorylation
Molecular function (GO): protein binding; ATP binding; JUN kinase kinase kinase activity
Source: RefSeq, a predicted model, not a curated record